CCCCUGCCCUGACUGUGGGAAUGUUUAAGGAACAGAGAGCCUUGGAGUUGCCCAGUCCUAAGGAAAUACCUCCCUCAGGACUCCCUGAGGGCAACCCUGAUAGGUCUGAGGCAGAGGAUGCCAAAGGCAAACAUGGAAAAGGAGCAGCUGGCAGCACACAUGAAACAGGUACAUGGCAGGGCUUCAUCAGCUUCCCUGGGCAGGGAUGCAGAUGCAUGGAGAGGCCACUGGGAGCAAACGGCACAGCAGGACCCAGCAAAGCCGUCGGUGUGCAUUGAAUACAGCCUCAGCAGUACGUCAGGGGAGCACAAGAAGAAGGAGACUGUUGUAAAGCAGGUCAUUGUGUCCUUCAAGAGGAAGCCUCCAGAGGAACUGUGCAGGAGCUGCCUGAGCCACACCACGCGCAGUGAGGCUCCAUCCCGGAGAGCCAGCCUGCUACAGCAGCAGGAUGGCCUGGAGGACAGGGAGCUCCAGCAGCCAGAGAACGAGGGACAGUGUUUCUCCCGGAGGCAGUCAGGGGGGCUCUAUGGCAGACCUGGGCAAGUGAGUGCCAAGGAUGGAAUGAGACAGCCUAAGACAGGACGUGACAGGUCCAUGAGCUUUCCAUGGACCACACGAGAGCAGCCACAAGUUGUAUAUGUGAAGUUCAUGACAGGCACCAUGAGCAAGCAGGAGGUGCUGGAGCGUCUGGAAGCCCGUACUUCCACCAGUGAGCCAGUGGCUUUGGCUGAAGAGGAAGAGCAGGAAGAUGGUGUUGAUAAAAAGCUGUCCCAGGAGCAGAAGUGGGAAGAUGCAAUCAGCAGACAACUGAACCUGAAACUAAGCACGAGUGAAGCAACAGCAGCAGAAACGCCUGCAGGACAUACCUACAGAUCUCCUUCCCUCGCAGUCAUUGAUGCCCUGGCUCACGAGAGGCGGACGGACUUCCAGAGGGCACCACGGGCUCUGCACAGGGCCUCCACUGCCAUGGAGAGCAGGAGAAGCAGCAGAGGGGGCCUCUCUCCAGAAGAGCAGGAGAAGCAGCACGCAAGACACUGCACACCGGCUCUGCUGGUCACAGCCCAGUACAUCACGGGUGAGGUUGUGCGCAAGGCUGUAACUGUGAUCCAGGAACCCAGUGAGCAGACAGAAGAGCAACAGGACCUGGAAGACAGCGUGGAUGUGUCACUGGCCACACCAGCAGGGGCAGAAAACCAGACACCUGCCCCCGACAGCCCCACAGACGAUGCUCUGCUGGACACAGCCCAGUACAUCAAGAGUGCGGUUGUGCGCAAGGCUGUAAUUGUGACCCAGGGACCCGAGGAGCAGAUAGAAGAGCAACAGGACCUGGAACAAAGUACGGAUGAGGUGACAAAAGCCACAGCCACAACAGAAGGGACAGAAAGCCCAGCAGAUGCCCCUGACAGCCCCACAGAUGAUGCCCCUGUUCUACUGGACACAGACGAGUACAACAGGACAAAGGUCUUGGGUAAGGGUGUAAUUGCGACCCAGGGAACCAAGCAACAGCCAGAAGAACUAAGGGACCUGGAACAAAGUACAGAUGAGGUGACAAGGGCAACAGCCACAGCAGCAGGGGCAGAGAUGCCCCGGCACAUACCCCGCACAGCCUCGCACGGCCCCGCAGACGAUGCCCCUGUUCUGCUGGACACAGCUCAGUACAUCAGGACUGAGGUCGUCCGCAAGGCUGUAAUUAUGACCCAGGCACCUGUUCUGCAGCUGGAAGAACAGUGGAACCGGGAAGGAAGCAUGGAUGAGGUAAUGGCAGCAACAGCCACAACAGCAGAAGUGGCAGGGAGCCCAGCAUAUACCCUGAACUGCCCCACACCUGAUGCUCCAACUCUGCUGGACACAUUCCAGUACAUCAGGAGUGAAGUCCAGGGCAAGGCUACACUAUUAGUCCAGAGUCCUGAACAGCAGCCGGAAGAACAGGAGAACCUGGAACAAGGCAUGGAUGAAGUGGUGAGAGCAACAGCCACAGCAGCAGGAGCAGAAAGCCCAGCACAUGCCCUGCACAGCCUCACAGACAAUGCCCCCGGUCUGCCGGACACAGACGAGUACAACAGGACAAAGGUGCUGGGCAAGGCUGUAAUUGUGAUUCAGGGAACCAACCAACAGCCAGAAGAACUGAAGGACCUGAAACAAAGCCCAGGAGAGGUGAUGAGAGCAACAGCCACAGCAGCAGAGACAGAGGUUCUGGCACAUACCCUGCAUAGCCCCGCAGGUGAUGCUCCACCUCUGCUGGACACAGCCCAGGACAUCAAGGGUCAGGUCCUGGGAAAGGCUGCUCUAAACAGUUCUCUAAAGAGUUCCAAACAGCGGCCAAAAGUACAGCAGAACCCAGAAAAAGGUACGGAUAACAUGGUGAGAGCAACAACCACAGCAGCACGGACUGCUCCAACAGCCAGAAGAACAGCAGGACCACCAGAAAGGAAGUAUGGACGAGGCACCGGCAGGACCAACCUCAUCAGCAGGGCCAGAGAGCCCAGCAAACGCCUCCCAAAGCCCCACAGCUGAAGCUCCGACUCUGCUGGACACAACCCACUACAUCAGGAGUGGGGUCCUGGGCAAGGCCGCUCUUGCGGCCCUGGGACCUGUCCAGCAGACAGAAAAACAGUGGGACUGGUAAGGAAGCAUGGAUGAAGCAACAGCAUCAGGAACAGCUGCAUCCAGCUGCCCCAAGGACAUGGCACUACCAGCAUAUCCUUGCCCAUGGCUUCAGGGGACCCACCUAUGAUUUGAUGUGGACACAUUUUGAGGCUAAUAAAAUGUGAUGAUUUUCCAA
Messenger RNA from Neopelma chrysocephalum (saffron-crested tyrant-manakin), 2782 nucleotides. RefSeq lists its product as uncharacterized. The transcript is spliced from 2 exons. Lineage: Eukaryota; Metazoa; Chordata; Aves; Passeriformes; Pipridae. The record is from RefSeq and is a predicted model, not a curated record. The coding region runs from base 118 to 2514 and encodes 798 amino acids.